UGUUUGUCGUGUGACUGAUGUGGAUUCAGCAGAAUGGAUCAGUGUGAGGACAGAGAGGAGGGAGCCCCUCCCCCAAAGACCACCAACAGGACCCCCCCAGGACCUGGACUGGACAGACCCUCCGAAGCUCAGAGACCUGGACCAGGACCAGGACCUGGACCCAGCUGUGGGUCCAUGAAGAGUACUGAGUCCAAGAAGUUCCUUAUGACCUUUCAACAGGAUGGUUCAUCCAAGAUCCACCACCGACCAGAGUCCUCUGGACCUGAUCCUGGACCUGGAUCCAGUUGUGUGCCCUUCAGGAGUGACUGGUCCAAGGGGAACCCACCUGAUUUUUCAACAGAGAUAGACUCGGAAACACAGAUGGCACCACUUAAAGAAAGUCUGUUGAAAAUUCCGGAGAAUUUGGUCGACGGCGAUUUUAAAAAGUUCAAGUGGCUCUUGAAAAAUGAAAAACCAUCCAUCCCAGUGAGUAAACUGGAGAGAGCAGACCGAAUGGACACGGUAGAUCUGAUGGUCCAGACCUACUACACAAAUACUCAAAAAGUCACUGUAAGGGUUCUGGAGAAGAUGGACAGGACUGAUCUGGUGAAGAAACUUUCAAAAGGCAUCCCAGUACCUAAAGAGAGCAUUGACCAGUGUCGGCGAAAACUGAAGGUUAAGCUGAAGCAGAAGUUUGUGCGCGUGUUUGAGGGCAUCACUAAAGUACUUCAGGAAGAGGUUCAGAGAGAAGAACAGACCAACACAAUCAUCUCCCACAUCAAGACGUCACGAAGCGUCCACAUCAUGUGUCACAUCCCAGUCUUCUGCUGGAUCACUGCUACAGUUCUGGAGGACGUGUUGAAGAUCACAGACAGAAGACAACUGCCCAAGACCCUGACUGAGAUGUACAUCCACUUCCUGGUGGUUCAGGCCAAAGUCAAGAACUUCAAGUAUGAUGGAAGAUCUGUGACAGAUUCACCCUGGAGUCCAGAGACCAGGAAGAUGAUUGAGUCUCUGGGAAAACUGGCCUUUGAACAGCUGAAGAAAGGAAACCUGAUCUUCUAUGAAUCCGACCUGACAGAGAGUGGCAUCGAUAUCAGCUCAGCCUCAGUGUACUCAGGAGUGUUCACACAGGUCUUUAUAGAGGAGAGAGGACUGUACCAGGACAAGAGGUUCUGCUUCAUCCAUCUGAGUGUCCAAGAGUUUCUGGCUGCUCUUCAUGUCCAUCAGACCUUCAUCAACACUGGAGUCAAUCUGCUGUCAGAAGAACAAACCACAUCCCAGAGGUCUGGAUCUGCACAGGCACAGUUCUACCAGACCGCUGUGGACCAGGCCUUACAGAGUCCAAAUGGGCACCUGGACCUGUUCCUGCGCUUCCUCCUGGGUCUAUCACUGCAGACCAAUCACAGACUCCUACAUGGUCUGGUGAAACAGACAGGAAGUAGCUCAGAGACCAAUCAGAAGACAGCUGAGUACAUCAAGAAGAAGAUCAACGAUGAACUGUCUGUAGAGAAAAGCAUCAACCUGUUCCACUGUCUGAAUGAACUGGAGGAUGGAUCUCUGGUGGAUCAGAUCCAACAGUACCUGAGAUUAGGACGUUUCUUCAGUUCUUAUGUGUCUCCUGCUCAGUGGUCAGCUCUGGUCUUCAUCUUACUGUCAUCAGAUAAAGAUCUGGAGGAGUUUGACCUGAACAAAUACUGUGGUUCAGAGGAGGCUCUUCUGAAUUUGCUGCCAGUCGUCAAAGCCUCCAACAAAGCUGUAUUGACUGUCUAUGACCUGUCAGAAAGAGGCUGUGAAGGUCUGUCCUCAGUUCUCAGAUCCCAGUCCUCUAGUCUCAGACAUCUGGACCUCAGAACCAACGACCUGGAGGAUUCAGGACUGAAGAUCCUGUCAGAUGGACUAAGGAGUCCAGACUGUAAACUGGAGACUCUCAGGUUGAGUAUCUGUAACCUGUCAGAGAGAAGCUGUGAAGGUCUGUCCUCAGCUCUCAGAUCCCAGUCCUGUAGUCUGACACAUCUAGACGUCAACAACAUGGACCUGAAGGAUUCAGGACAGAAGAUCCUGUCAGAUGGACUAAGGAGUCCAGACUGUAAACUGGAGACUCUCAGGUUGAGUAUCUGUAACCUGUCAGAGCGAAGCUGUGAAGGUCUGUCCUCAGUUCUCAGAUCCCAGUACUGUAGUCUGACUCAUCUGGACCUUGACAACAUGGACCUGAAGGAUUCAGGACUGAAAAUCCUGUCAGAUGGACUAAGGAGUCCAGACUGUAAACUGGAGACUCUCAGACUGUCAGGAUGUCUGAUCACAGAGGAAGGAUGUUCUUCUCUGGUCUCAGCCCUGAAGUCCAAUCCGUCCCAUCUCAGACUGUUGGACCUGAGCUACAACCAUCCUGGAGCCUCAGGACAGGAGCUGUGUGCUCUAGUGGAGGAUCCACACUGGGGACUGGACACUGUCAGGUUGGAGCCCAGUGGAGUCCGAUGGUUGAAACCAGGUCUGAGGAAGUGUAAGUGGAUUUCCAUUGGAUUCCAGAGUAAACCCAACCUGAACAUACAGUGGGAGCUGGUACCACAUCUGGAUCCAAACACAGCGAACGAAAAACUCAAACUGUCUGAAAACAACAAGAAGGUGGAACGAGUAGAGGAGGUUCAGUCCUAUCCUGAUCAUCAGGACAGAUUUGAGUAUGAGCCUCAGCUGAUGUGUUCAACUGGUCUGACUGGUCGGUGUUACUGGGAGGUCCAGUGGAGUGGAGACGUUAAUAUAUCAGUGACGUACAGAGGAAUCAGAAGGAAAGGAAACAGUGGAGACUGUGGGUUUGGAGAAAAUGAUCAGUCCUGGAGUCUGGUCUGUGAUGGAGAUUGUUACAGUGUCUGUCAUAAUACAAAAUACACAGACAUCCCUCAGUCCUCCUCCUCCUCCUCCGGUACAGUCUCAGUGUAUGUGGACUGUCCUGCUGGAUCUGUGUCCUUCUACAGAGUCUGCUCUGACAAACUGAUCCACAUCUACACCUUCAAAACCACAUUGACUGAACCACUGUUUGGAGGAUUUGGACUGUGGUCUGGAUCCUCAGUGUCUCUGUGUGAUGUGUAGAUGUGUUGUAUAGUUGUGU
This is a messenger RNA of Sphaeramia orbicularis (orbiculate cardinalfish), 3082 nucleotides long. RefSeq names its product NACHT, LRR and PYD domains-containing protein 12-like. Gene Ontology annotation, biological process: regulation of apoptotic process. The record is from RefSeq and is a predicted model, not a curated record. Gene Ontology annotation, molecular function: protein binding. Lineage: Eukaryota; Metazoa; Chordata; Actinopteri; Kurtiformes; Apogonidae.